Messenger RNA from Manihot esculenta (cassava), 1726 nucleotides. Its product is annotated as putative glycosyltransferase 7. Gene Ontology annotation, cellular component: trans-Golgi network; endosome; membrane. Gene Ontology annotation, molecular function: galactosyltransferase activity. Lineage: Eukaryota; Viridiplantae; Streptophyta; Magnoliopsida; Malpighiales; Euphorbiaceae. The transcript has a single exon. Bases 115 to 1494 code for a protein of 459 amino acids. The record is from RefSeq and is a predicted model, not a curated record.
UCUCUGUCACUCUUUUAAUAAAACACCUUCUAAUUCUCUCUCUCGCUUUGCUAAUUUCAGUAAACGACUUGCGCUGUAUGCUUUCCAUGGUUAAGCUUUAAUCUCUUCCUUCAAAUGAUUGCUUCCGAGCUCUCCAAGUCUCAAUCCUCUCCAAUGGCGAAAUCCCCUUUAAGAAAUAAAGCUUCUUCCUGUUUCAGUGAUGUUUUUCUCUAUCUUGGCGGUGCUUUGCUCGCUUUUUUGCUUGUAUGGUCUCUUUGGUCUUAUGCCGGACCUGACAUUGCCGGUGGUUUUCCGCCCAGGGUCACUGAUUCAAAGCUCAGGUUUGGUUUCGAUUCACGAGGUUGCUUACAGGAAGAACCGGCUGUUAACCUCCGAUAUGACCCUCCUGAUCGAACAUUCUACGACGAUCCGGAGCUGAGAUAUUCUAUCGAGCACCGUAUUAAAGACUGGGAUGAGAAGAGAAAGGAGUGGCUGAAAUAUCACCCUUCGUUCGCGGCCGGGGCUCGCGAUCGAGUGGUGAUGGUGACUGGAUCGCAGCCGAAGCCGUGUAAGAAUCCAAUCGGCGAUCAUCUUUUGUUAAGAUUGUUCAAGAAUAAAGUGGAUUACUGCAGAAUCCACGGGUACGAUAUCUUCUACAACAAUGUUCUGCUCCACCCGAAAAUGAACAGUUUCUGGGCGAAACUGCCGGCGGUGAAAGCGGCGAUGCUGGCUCAUCCGGGGGCAGAGUGGAUCUGGUGGGUGGAUUCCGACGCGAUGUUCAGCGACAUGGAAUACAAACUCCCGUUACGGCGUUACGAUUACAAGAACCACAACAUGGUGGUCCACGGCUGGGCGAAUCUGAUAUACGAUGAGAAGAGCUGGACUGCCUUGAACGCCGGUGUUUUCCUGAUCAGAAACUGUCAAUGGUCUAUGGAUUUCAUGGACAGUUGGGCCCAAAUGGGCCCCAUAGGCCCAGAAUACGUGAAGUGGGGCCAUAUUCAACGCUCCAUAUUCAAAGACAAGCUUUUCCCGGGAUCGGACGAUCAGACGGCUCUGAUUUACCAGAUAUAUAAAGACAAAAGUUUACUGGACAAGAUUUAUCUAGAAGGGGAGUACUACUUCGAAGGUUACUGGUUAGAGAUAGUUAAGACGUACGAUAACGCCACCGAGAAGUACAUGGAAAUGGAGAGGGAGAAUCCGAAAUUGAGGAGAAGACACGCAGAGAAAGUGAGCGAGCAAUACGGUGCGUUUAGGGAGUCGCAGUUGAACGAGGCAGGUAACGCUAAAGGGAGCUGGAGAAGGCCGUUCAUUACGCAUUUCACGGGAUGCCAGCCAUGCAGUGGCAACCACAACGAGCUUUACAAAGGAGACAGUUGCUGGAACGCGAUGACGAGAGCCUUGAAUUACGCCGAUAAUCAGGUUCUGAGAAACUAUGGGUUUAUGCGUCCGGAUUUGCGGGAUACCAAAACGGUGGUGGAGACGCCGUUUGAUUACCCUGACGAUGGUCCGUGGUAAAAUUGUAAGAAAAACACAGAGGUAAAAGGUAAAAUUUGCUGGAUAAAAGUGAAUUUUCUAGUUGAAAGUAAGAGAUUUUCUUUCUGAAUUUGUACAUGGUGAUCUUGUGGGGUUUUAAAUGGGUGGGGCAGAAGCAUCCCAUUAUAAAUUUGGAAACUUUAUUCAUUGGUUGAUAGCAUUGAGUGGAGCUAUGAAGAACUCGCUCGAGUUUAUGUGAGGAUGAGAACUUCCU